AUGGCCUUGUUCGUGGAUUGCCCCCAAGAGAUCGUUGACUCUAUCCUACAAUGGCUUUCUCCAAAAGACAUCCGCGCACUAUGCCUCGUUGAUAAAUCCCGCUGCACGGCUGCUCAGCCUCGGUUGUAUUUUCGAAUUGAGUGGGAAUGGGCCGCCAAAGUACCUCCUGUUGAUCUCCUCCUCCGCACCCUACUCGAAAAGCCGGCCCUGGGCGAAUGUGUUCAAUCCGUUAUCUUGAAAGGCGUCGACAUACCAGGGCAAUACUGUUGCCCUGCUACACCAGCCAAACCGCAAUUUGACGAUGGCGGCGUGGACGACUUGGUGGCUUUUGUCAAGUCUAGGGAAUUACCACGGCGGUACACCAACCACUGGAUCAAGGGGUUGCGCUCCUCUAGAAGCACCCUCAAGAUGGAUGCAUACAUUGCGUGUUUGCUGGCCAUGCUGCCAAACCUUGGGUUUCUGAAGCUUGAACCCGGAUUUGCCGUUCGCAGCAAACUGUCGAGCAGGAUGUUCAGAGCUGCUCUUUCGGUCUUUCCCCGUCAACACAGACCCAAACUUCCCCAUUUCGAGCAGCUUCGGGAUGUUGCUCAUCUGCGUCGGAUCGCUUCAAUUCCAUUUGGCAGAUCCAAGGGCGCCGACUUGCUUACGCCGUUCUUAUACCUGCCGAAAGUGCACCAGGUCUCAGCUUGUAUCGAUAACACGCCGUAUUGGAGGUGGCCAGAGCGUAAGCCGGCCCUUGAGACGCUUACGACACUGAACCUUGCCUUCAUCCAUGCCAAACAUCUCGGCACGAUCCUCUCUGAGACGAAAAACCUUCAAGCCCUUCGGUGGGACUGGCGUGGUUGGCCAUAUACUCAAUCCACUGACGGUCACUGGAUCAGCCUGGACGAGAUAAUGGCUGCCCUCCAACACGUCCAGGAAACGCUCAUCGAACUAAAAGUCCUAGGCUCGUGCAACUAUCUAAGCUACCACCGCCGUACAGUGCGUUUAACAGGAAGCUUACAGGGCAUGGUAUCCUUUAAGAAAUUAAAGACGCUUGAAAUCCCAUUAGCAUUCCUGGCCGGCCUUGCCGCCCCUGAUCAGCCGACGCAGAUCGGUGAAAGCUUGCCUGUAACCGUCGAGCACGUUGCUCUCACCGACGACUUUUGCAAAACGAAUGAUUGGCAAGGUCAACAGCAGCUAGAGGUGUUUUCUUUGUGGAUGGACAAUUUGAAAAAUACGACGUCGCGGCUCCAAAGGUUCGUGUGGGUGACGCUGCUGAGGGACACGGUGGUGGAGUGGCACAGCAAGUCCGUGUUGACAACACGCCUAUUGGAUGCGUGUGGUAGGGCUGGAGUUGAAUUUGAAAUUGAUCCGCGCUAUGGAAAUUUUGAGAGAAAACACUACUUAGGCUGGGACUAG
This is a messenger RNA of Fusarium vanettenii 77-13-4, 1401 nucleotides long. RefSeq lists its product as uncharacterized. The record is from RefSeq and is a predicted model, not a curated record. The coding region runs from base 1 to 1401 and encodes 466 amino acids. Lineage: Eukaryota; Fungi; Ascomycota; Sordariomycetes; Hypocreales; Nectriaceae. The transcript has a single exon.